GGCUACUGCUGAGGAUGACUUGCAAAUGCACAAUUCUGUCUCUCUGCAGUCACCACCAGGGCAACAAACCCUGUCCGUGCGGGCUCCACCAUUACUUUGAUCUGUGAAAUAUCCACAAAGCCACGUGGACGUAUUUACUCCAGGUAUCGUGAUGGCGUUUAUUGGUAUCUCGAUGGCACCGUGCAAUCCUCCAUGACGAAGAGAAGCAACCGGCUCGCGUGUCUCAAACACAACUCGGGCUCUUGGACCUGCGCGCCGCGCGUCAGAGGCAGCGCAGAAGUCGCAUCUUUUGGACAUUAUCUUGACGUGUACGAUCCACCAAUGACCAUGAAUACACCUGUUGAUGCAAGCAUCUGGAAAGCAACACACGAGGCUCCUUCCACCACCACGCCUGCCUCCUCCUCGCUCUUCACCUCCCCUCCCAGCAGCAGCAGCAGCACGCCGCCUCCCCCCGUCUCCGACCGCGUCCCCGCGGCGUUGGUGGCAGCGGUGGGCCUCCUCUCGACCGCCCUCCUCCUGGCCGCGCUGCUGGGGGGGGUCGCGUGCUUCGUCUUCUCACGCCGCGCGCGAGAUGGCCUUGCCGGGGGUUCGGUUCGAUGCGGACUUUCACCUGUUUGGGAUUGCGGGAUCGAGACAAGGCGACACGGAGCUGCUGGCCGUGCGAGAAGACCGCCGUCUGCAGAUCCAUUCCAACCCGCACGGCUGGCACGCACCCAUCAGCUGCAGGCGGUCAAGGCACCAGUUCAUCUGGUCCGGGAGCCAAUCACCCACAUCCGAAAUGUUCCAGGGCCUCGUCACAUCCAAGCAUCUACAGCAGCUGCAAGUCCACGCCACGGAGUUGUGUACGCAGAGGUCAGGAGACUGAAAGGCUGCCGGCACGAUGGCAACGCAGACGCCGUUUACGACAACUACGACCCCGUGAGACCUACAGAUGACGAUGUCUCCAGUGACUAUGAUGUUUGUGUGGACUCUUACGAUUCACAUAGUCCAGAAGGCACGCUGGGUCAUCAGCAGCAGCAGCCCGGCACAAUGUAUGCUGUGGUGCUGCAGCACUGCAUCAGACAAGAGGCAGACUUACACCUCUACGAUGCGGCCAUGUGAGAAGGUGCCGACUGAUAUGGAGCACGUGAGACUCAGUGCAGUGUUGCCAGAGGAGUCCAACAACUCUUCUGAUUAUAUCUACAACAUAAUAAGCUUGACUCUUUACCCAGCCUCUUUCAUGGCCUUGUCCCUCCAGUGUGAGACCAGAAAAUUCCAAAAGGUGAAGAAUACAAACAAACUGCUUUGAUAUGUAUGCAUUGUCCUUAGAGCUGAUUGGCCUAUACCAUUAUUAUUAUUAUCAUACCAGAGCUACAGUUUCCUUCAUGGCCUUGUCUCUGCAUCAGUGUUAGACCAGAGAACAAUGCCAACAGCAAAAAGGCAGUGUAAGUGUAAGUAUCAAAGCAUUCAUUGCUCAGGUUGAGCACUUAUACCUGUGGGACCUGUUUUUGGUGUAGGCCAAUCAGUUUCAGGGAUAAUGUGUAUAUUAUUAUCAAAGCAUGUUUGUGGGAAUGUUUUACCACAAGGAUGACGUGUGGUUAAUGCAGACCUGAUGCAGCCUGCCAGUAUGUGUCUAUUUGGUGUUUGAACAUUUAAACAUCUUCAUUAUUUUGGGUAAAACCUAUUUUUUAAUCACUCUUCUGAUCGCUUUCGAGAGCAUAAUUUCGGGUCGUCACCUGCUCCACAGACAAAACCCGGACACAUUUCUCAGUCAGCCUCGGUCUGUUGUCAAAACCCGGCAGUUGUUCUCCAAGAACAAGCAGCGGUGCACCGGGCGGCUAAAACGCAACAAGUUGGCACAGUAGGGGGCACGGGUGGUGCAUCUGUCAGGCGUCUUAGUCAACCCAUGGCACCUGGAUCUGUCCCGUGACCUCCUGCUAGCGAGCGAGCCUUUGACUUUUCACGUGAACGCCUCGGAGUGCCCCUAGCCUGGCACAAGCACCGUGGCAAUGUCACCGCCACUGUCGUUGGUGCCCAUACGACUGCGAGAAUGCUCAGGGCGGUGGUAGGACAGGGAGCUGGACGCUCACUCGUUCCCUUUGUCCACACGGUACGGGAGUUAGAGGUGGGAGCGCGGGAACGCCGUCGCGUAACUCACAACGUUGCCUUUCAUCACGAAGGGGGUGACCUCUUGGCGGUGGCCGUGUGUGAAGCCACGUGGGCGACUGGCCGAGGGGGUUACUGUCUCUACGGCCCGUACCGCCCGGCGGCCCGUGGACGCUGCCGUGCUCUCAGUGCCCGUCUGCGCUUCUUGAAACGGCUAACGCAGGGAACCCCGUGGGUCACGGAAUCUGCCUCUCGUGACCUGCACGGCCGUGGACACCGUCCACACCCUUGAAAGUUAGAUGCUCCAUCUCAACGGGUUUUCCACGUGAAAUAUUGUUUUCGAAAAUAAACUUAAGUAAAAGCAUCUGUGGAUAUGAGAGGUAUUUCACUCGAGCGCUGUCUGGCUCUACUUGUUUAGUUCAGCCAAUGAUGGGGUCAGUGUCUGGUGUCCUCCCUCAAGCAGAGUUUAUUACAAAUAUUAAAGUACCAUACAACCGAGAGUAUACUUGAGAAUAUGUAUCAAGAUAAACGUAUAUUAUCAUGCUAUGACUGCACUUGUCAUUUAGAGCAAGCUAAUGUCAACAUUGUAAAAUUUGUUGGUGGAGCAUUGAAUAAUUUCGCUUAUAUAUUGUUUACUUUGUUUCAGCCAAUUCGCCUGCCGAUGUCCCUCCAACCCCUAUCGCUGCUCC
This is a messenger RNA of Lethenteron reissneri (Far Eastern brook lamprey), 2774 nucleotides long. RefSeq lists its product as uncharacterized. Lineage: Eukaryota; Metazoa; Chordata; Hyperoartia; Petromyzontiformes; Petromyzontidae. The record is from RefSeq and is a predicted model, not a curated record.